Puccinia graminis f. sp. tritici CRL 75-36-700-3 is the source of this 349-nucleotide messenger RNA. RefSeq lists its product as uncharacterized. The record is from RefSeq and is a predicted model, not a curated record. Bases 44 to 349 code for a protein of 101 amino acids. Lineage: Eukaryota; Fungi; Basidiomycota; Pucciniomycetes; Pucciniales; Pucciniaceae. The transcript has 2 exons.
GAAAAAUCCAGCAGCUCUUCUUCAACCCAGAAACCACCCAUGCAUGGCCCACAAAAUGGGUAUGGUGGACAACCUGGUGAUGUAUACAGCCAAAAACCUGGGUAUGGAUAUGGUGGACCACCUGGGAAUGGAUAUGGCGGACCACCUGGGUAUGGAUAUGGCGGACCACCUGGGUAUGGAUAUGGCGGACCACCUGGGUAUGGAUAUGGCGGACCACCUGGGUAUGGAUAUGGCGGACCACCUGGGUAUGGAUAUGGCGGACCACCUGGGUAUGGAUAUGGCGGACCAACCGGGAAUGGGUACAGUGGACCACCUGGGCAUUGCAGAACCACACCCUCAGGAGAUAUAG